AUGCUAGGAAAAGGCAACUCUGGUGAAAGCUCAAGCACUGCGUCAAGGCUAGCCGCAUGCCUGAACUUGCACUACCCUUUCGUAUGCGCACUCUGCUCCAAAGCUUUUCCAACCGCACAGGCACUGGGAGGCCACCAAAACGCGCACCGGAAAGAACGAAAAGGGGCGCAGAGGAUUAGCGUUGAGCAACACCUAGCAAGGGUGAAAAAUAUCAUCCUCAGUACUGCACCCACCAAUGAUGAUUGCAUCUUUCAGCAUUUUGCGCUGUCGAUUGCUAAACACGGGUCGAACCAUGGUCCUUCUGGUUCCGGGCCUGGAUAUGGUCCUUCCGGGCCUGGAUCACCCGGGGAUGGAUAUGGGAAUGGGAGGGCUCCUCAAUAUCAUCCUUAUAAUAAUGUUAAGCCUAGGCAUGAUCAGAAACCAAUGUCCUUCCUUGAGUUGACAUUGGGGACUGUCGUGGCAAGUGACGACGCAGCUGAAUAUGCUACGGCUCCGUUUCAUCGAGGCGAAGAUGGCACCGAAAUCAUCACUUCCAAGGAAAAGCUUGACUUAACUCUCAGGCUCUAA
Molecule: messenger RNA, 567 nt
Organism: Corylus avellana
Lineage: Eukaryota; Viridiplantae; Streptophyta; Magnoliopsida; Fagales; Betulaceae
Molecular function (GO): DNA-binding transcription factor activity
Source: RefSeq, a predicted model, not a curated record